AUGGCGUCUUGCUCGAUCAGCGAUUGCACCGCAAGCGCUUCGAACAAGCAUGUCUCCCGUGCAGUCAAUCUGGCAUCAGCUUUUUCGACAUCCUGCAAAGCAUCUCAAGCACCGAUCCCCACGCCGGUCAUGCCUCAAGCUCAGGCCGAGGCGCGCACGCAGCCUCCCAAGGAUCUGUUUGAACUGACUGUACGAUACCCACGUCAUCCACUCUUGGGUUUCUUCGAGAAGGUCACAAACACCAUUUAUUCAUCUCAUCCAUUCCAUCCCUCCAAGGGGGUCAACAAAGGUACGAAGCAACCGUACGGCGCCGAUCUUCCAGCUAGCGUGAGAGAUUCGGAUUUCGGCGCGCCGUACCGGUGGGGAAGGAGCUGGAAAGUGCCGGAAUUGCGAACCAAGAGCAGCGUGGUGCUUCAUCAGCUUUGGUACACUUGCUUGUUUGAGUGCAACAAGAUGGCCACUACGAAUGCCGAGAUCAGACGGGUGGGUCUUGCGCGCAAUGCGGAGCAAGCAGGCUGCAACAUCGAAAAGAGGAAACACUCGGUGCGGAAGACGAUGGCACGCAUCAAAUUUGUGCUCAACGAGCGCAGAUUGGCUUUGCAGCAAGCGAUCAGAGAAGCAAAAGAAGUGGAAACUGAAGACGGGGUCAAUGUCGAGGAGCAGCCAGCAGAGGCGGACAAAUCGGUCAGGUUGACUAGACAGCAGAGGAUCAAGAAGCUAAAAAAGCUUUACAAACAGGGGCAAAAUUUGGAAGAAGCAAAGUUGUUGGAACAAGUGAAUGCUAAUGAGCUACUGGCUCAGGAGCGAGGCCCAGAUCCGACGGCUUUUGAUGGAAUUGCAGAGGCGGAGCUGAGGCAGAAGAUCAAUGCUGCCGAUGCUUGA
Molecule: messenger RNA, 882 nt
Organism: Ceraceosorus guamensis
Lineage: Eukaryota; Fungi; Basidiomycota; Exobasidiomycetes; Ceraceosorales; Ceraceosoraceae
Exons: 2
Coding region: 1-882 (293 amino acids)
Biological process (GO): mitochondrial translation
Cellular component (GO): mitochondrial ribosome; mitochondrial large ribosomal subunit
Molecular function (GO): structural constituent of ribosome
Source: RefSeq, a predicted model, not a curated record